AUGGAUAUUUUACAGGAAGUCAAUACAUCAACGCAAGCAACUACAGAAGGCGACCCACGUUCCUUGGUAACAGUGUGCUUCGAAGCAACCAUUUUGGGUUUAAUAAUUCUCGCUGCUGUAUUCGGGAACUCUUUGAUUUUGACAUCCUUGUAUCGCUUCACUUGUCUACAAACCAAGACGAAUGUUUUUGUUUUGAACCUAGCGAUCGCGGAUUUAUUUCUCGCUGUACUAGCGAUGCCUUUUACGCUCGUCUCUUCCAUAACUUACGACUGGAUCUUCGGAACAGUAAUGUGCCAAAUCCUUGGCGCGUUAAACUCUAUUUUCUGCGAAGCAUCGAUAUGCACAUUAACUUUCGUAAGCAUCGAACGAUUCAUAGCAAUAGUCUAUCCUUUGAAUUACGAAACAUUAAUCACUACUAAACGGGUGAAAAUCAUCAUUAGCUGUAUUUGGUUGCAAGCUGUUAUAUGUGUGUUUUCCACGUUCAUUUUCUCUGAAUUCAAGUUCUUGAAAUUCGAAGCGGUUUGCACAGUGAAUUGGGAACGGAAUUUUGCUUACACGCUCAUUUUCGCCUUCAUUUUCCUUUUUGUACCUUUUCUUAUAACGGCUGUGUUGUACUGUAUUAUUUUAAAAACAGCCAUAAGGCAGCGCCAGCGCAUCAAUGUCAUCAAAGUCGGCGAGAUCUCUUCCGAAAGAUGUGGGAAAAAGGUCCCGACCGGAGAAAAAAAGACAAAAAAGGAAUAUAAAGCAACUGUCAUGAUUGCAAUUGUGAUAGGAACUUUCUGCCUCUGCUGGUUUCCGCAUUCAAUCGGUGUUUUCUGCAUUAUUGACCCGAACUGCAACUGGGACGAUUCUUUUUUCGUGGCGACUACAUGGCUUGCUAUGUUAAAUAGUGCCAUGAACUCCAUCAUCUAUGGUUUGAUGAACCGCAGUUUCAGGCGCGCUUUUAAGAGCGUUUUAUGCUGUGAGCGUUACGUAGGGAACGAGGACUUAGCAACAAAUAUUCAACAAGAGAGAAUAACAGGCGAUAGGAAGAGCAAUUUGUUAAACCGAUAUUCUCAACAUCAAUAG
Pocillopora verrucosa is the source of this 1068-nucleotide messenger RNA. Its product is annotated as octopamine receptor beta-2R-like. Gene Ontology annotation, cellular component: plasma membrane. The record is from RefSeq and is a predicted model, not a curated record. Gene Ontology annotation, molecular function: G protein-coupled receptor activity. NCBI's taxonomy places the organism in Eukaryota, Metazoa, Cnidaria, Anthozoa, Scleractinia, Pocilloporidae. Gene Ontology annotation, biological process: adenylate cyclase-activating adrenergic receptor signaling pathway.